Dipodomys ordii (Ord's kangaroo rat) is the source of this 1038-nucleotide messenger RNA. It is a transcript of the gene Luzp2, whose product is annotated as leucine zipper protein 2. The coding region runs from base 1 to 1038 and encodes 345 amino acids. NCBI's taxonomy places the organism in Eukaryota, Metazoa, Chordata, Mammalia, Rodentia, Heteromyidae. The transcript is spliced from 12 exons. The record is from RefSeq and is a predicted model, not a curated record.
AUGAAAUUCAGCCCAGCUCACUACUUGCUGCCUCUCCUGCCAGCGCUUGUCCUCAGCACCAGACAGGACUAUGAAGAACUUGAAAAGCAGUUAAAAGAAGUAUUUAAGGAGCGAAGCUCCAUCCUGCGUCAGCUAACAAAGACAUCAAGGGAACUUGAUGGAAUUAAAGUGAACCUUCAGUCUUUAAAAAAUGAUGAACAGUCUGCUAAAACUGAUGUUCAGAAGCUUCUGGAAUUAGGCCAGAAACAAAGAGAAGAAAUGAAGUCUCUCCAGGAAGCACUACAAAGUCAACUUAAAGAAACAUCAGAGAAAGCUGAGAAACACCAAGCUACUAUUAAUUUUUUAAAGACUGAAGUGGAAAGGAAAAGCAAAAUGAUCCGAGACCUCCAGAAUGAGAAUAAAAGCUUGAAAAACAAACUCUUGUCUGGAAGUAAGCUGUGUGGAAUUCAUGCAGAAGAGUCAAAAAAAAUUCAAGCUCAGCUGAAGGAACUUCGGUAUGGGAAGAAAGACCUGUUAUUUAAGGCCCAACAACUGACUGACCUGGAACAAAAACUAGCUAUAGCCAAAAAUGAAUUGGAGAAAGCAGCCCUCGACAGGGAGUCACAGAUGAAAGCCAUGAAGGAGACUGUACAACUCUGUUUGUCAUCUGUUUUCCGUGAUCAACCACCUCCUUUGAGUCUAAUCACAUCAAAUCCUUCUCAGAUGUUACUGCCAUCCAGAACAAUUGCUUCUAAGAUUCCAGAUGCCAGAGUAAAAAGCAAGCCUCAACAAAGUAUUCCUGGAAACAAUGACACCUCUCCAGUUGAGUCAACAAAGGAAGAAACCCAGAACACUACCAUCUGUGAUUCUCAACAUGACGGCAAGUCCUGUUCAAUGAAGCACAAAGAGAGCCCACCAAAAGUCUCCAUCACAGAGUCAGAGUCUGUCCCACAGAAAUUGCAAGUGCCUCCUUGUUCUGAAUGUGAGGUGAAAAAAGUCCCAGAAAAACAGUUAACCAACUUUCAAGGAAUUCCAGCUAGAGAAGAAAAAUUACUGUAA